AUUGUAGCUUAGUCAUUGGUUGACGCAGUCCUGGCGCGGUAUUGUAAAGUUUACUGAGAGCUCAAAGCUAAAACAGCUACGUGGAUACUGAAGUCUUGAAUAUGUUUCUAUGACAUCAACCACGAUCGGUUGCAUAAAGGUUAGCUUAAACACUGCUACACAGUCAUAGACGUGCUCCGGUGAAAAUGAACUAAAGGUUUGUUUUGGUCGGUUUCGAGUUGAAGCUAAGCUAAAGGGAGGCGCGCUGGGUUGUCGUUUACUACCAGCUGGAAAAAAGUGCUAGCAGCACUGAGAGCUGAAUCGAGAUGAGUGUUUCACGGGAAAUUAAACAGCUGCAGAAAGCAAAGAGCAAAGCCCAGAGCAGCAACAACUUAAAGGAGGAAGCCAACAUCUGUAAUCAGCUAGGAGAGCUGCUGUCCAGGAGCGGUGAUUAUCAGGCUGCCAUUAGGGAGCACCAGCAGGAGUUGUCUCUCUCUGAAGUGCUAAAUGAUGUGAUUGGACGAGCUGUGGCCAAUCGUAAGAUAGGAGAGUGCUUUGCAGAGUUGGGCAACAUUGAGGCAGCUUUAAAACACCAGCGUCUUCACCUGGACCUGGCUCGAUCUGUCAGAGAUCAUGCUGAAGAGCAAAGGGCGCUGGCCACUAUCGGUCGGACCUACCUCUUCCGUUAUGAAACGGACCAAUCGAGGAAGAGCUUGGAGCAAGCAGAGGAGGCCUUCAGGAAGAGCUUGGGCAUUGUGGAUGACCGGCUGGAGGGGACUGUGCCACAGCGAGAGAUCAAUGAGAUGAAGGCGCGUCUCUUCCUCAAUCUGGGUCUGGUCUGUGAUCAUCUGGGCGAGCACAAACGCUGCAGCGAGUUCAUCCGGCGAAGUGUAUUUAUUGCCGAGAAGAGCCAGCUGCUGGAGGAUCUCUACCGUGCAAACUUUAACCUGGGCAACAUCUACUUCCGUAACGGUCAACGCUCUAAUUCGGUCCGCUGCUUAGAGCAGGCCAAAGAGUGCGCCCGGAAGAUUAAAGACAAAUUUAGUGAGAGCGAGUGCUUUCACUGCAUCGGCAAGGUGCAGCUGUCUCUGGGUGACUUUGUAGCAGCGCGACGAUCUCUGAAGCAAGCUGUCUUGCUGGGUUCCCAGCAGCCGCUGGACAGACAGACGGUGAAGAAAGCUUUCAAAUAUGCUGACCGAGGCUGUAAAUUAGAGGAAGAGCUGGGGGAAGAUCAGGGCAAAAAACCCAGCUCCCAUCAGGCUGUCGAGUUGGCAGAGCAGCUCGGGGAUCUCUGCUGUAAAGUUGGCUGCUACAGCAAAGCUCUGGAAGCUUAUCAAGCUCAGCUAAAGGGUGCUGAGGCGUUGGGAAAGCCUGCCAGGGAGCUGGCUGUCAUCCACGUGUCCCUGGCUGCCACCUACGCAGACCUGAAACAACACAGCAAGGCGGUGGAGCACUACAGAAAGGAGCUGGCGUUACGACAGGGCAGCUCUACAGAGGAGUGUAGCACGUGGCUAAACAUCGCAGCAGCUCAGGAGGAGAGCGGCUGUGCUUUGGAGGAUGUGGAGAGAAGCUACAAUACAGCUUUACGCUGCGCUCAGGAGUCUGGACAGGCCAGGCUGCAGAAGCGCGUGUUGAGGCUCUGGCUGGCGUCCCAGAGACGAAGCGGCUCAUCGGAUGCUGACGACACCGAGGCGAGGCUGCAGGAGCUGUGUGCUUCGGAGGGCUGGAAUCCAGAUGGGAGUGAUGGUGAGGAGGAAGAGGAGGAGGAAAUGGAGAACAGCGAACCGCUGGAUGACAGUGAUGUCAUCCUCUCAGACUCAGACGAUGAUCUGGAGGGUUAUGACAAGAUGGUGUCAGGGAGGAGGAAAACAGGACGGUGGAACAAGCGGAACGAGAAGGGAGAGACGUCUCUUCACAGAGCAUGCAUAGAUGGGAAUCUGAAGCAGGUCCAGUACCUGGUAGAACAGGGUCACCCAGUGAACCCCAGGGACUACUGUGGCUGGACUCCCCUCCAUGAAGCCUGCAACCAUGGUCACUAUGAUAUCGUGGCUCUGCUCUUGGAGCACGGCGCUAACGUUAACGACCCCGGUGGCCCUUUAUGCGAGGGUGUGACUCCUCUCCACGACGCCGUCGCAUGUGGCAAUUUAGAAGUCACAAGGCUCUUGGUGGAACGAGGGGCCUGUGUCACACUGCGCAACUCCAAGGGUGAAACUGCUUUGGACACCUUGCGUCAGUGGCAGAGGACCUACAGCAGGGAGCUGGAUCAUGAGACCAGGCAGAAGUGUAUUGCUACAGAGAGACUUCUGAGGAAGGCGCUAGCAGGAGGAGUGCCUGCAGCUCCGGCCCCGGCCAAGCCUUUUGAUGCCCUGCAGGACAGCCAGCUGUUUGAUGCGGAGAGUUCUGAGCCACUCUCGACCACUGGAGGGGGCUCUUUGUCCAGCCAAGACUGGCCGCGAAGCAGGAGCUCGGGGGUGAAAGCGUCAGGCGCCAGCCGCAAACAGCGGCAGACCAAUGGCUCAACACAGCGGCACAGAGCCAGGGGAACAGAAGCUGCUGUACUGUAUGGGAUUAACAGCAGCAGCUCAGAUGACAGCGAGCCUGACACCCCGGUUAGUCCUCUCCGUCCUGUCCGUCCUAGACAAGGUUUCCCAGCAGCUCAGAGUCAGAAAGAACCUCCUGCGAACAAAGAAGCUGCCUCAGUUCCCACCUCAGGACAGGAAGGCAUCAGGCAGGCCUCUACGCCGUCUGUGUUUGCCCGAGAAGAGUACCACAGUGCCAUCAGAGGCUUGGGCAGCGCCAAAACACUUCUCCAGGGUCUCUCGCAGCCUCAGCUCUCCAGCACACCUGCCGUUUCUUCCAGCAACAAAUCAGCUCUUGUUCCCGAGGACGAGUAUCUGGCUGAUGACUGGUUGGAAGACGAUUUGUUGGAGAUCCAGCCGAAGAAAAAGCGGAGGCUUCGAAUGGAGCAGAAUGGGCCGAGAGUAGAGGAAACUGCUUCGUCUUCUGCAGCUCGAAGUCAAAACAAGCAUUUAAACUCGGACACAACCUGCAGAGGAUCUGCAGUUUCCUCCCUCUCCAGUAGAGGCCUCUGUCAGAGAAAGAACAGCUUGGGGAAGCCUCACCAGGUCAAAAUGACUCAGAUACCAGGUGUGGCUAGAUUGGGGAGAAGAGAAGUCAACCGGUCACACAGUCCCACCGUUACAGAAGAUGAUGAUUCCAGAUCAGACACACCGCCCCCACCUCUCCUUAUCCAUGCUCAGCCUCCAACUCAAAUUUUGGCUGCUCCUAUGCCCACGUCACUUCCUCCACCAAUCAGAAUGAGGGUCCGGGUUCAGGAAGACGUCUUCCUGAUCCCAGUUCCACAAAGUGAGGCCAACUCCUGCUCUGUGUCGUGGCUGUGUGAGCAGGCAGCUCAGCGUUACUACCAGAAAUGUGGCCUCCUGCCUCGUCUCUCUCUGCAGAAAGAAGGCGCUCUGCUCUCCCCGCAGGACCAGCUACUGGCCGUCCUGCACACAACUGAAGAGGUUCUGGCUGAAGUUUGCUCGUGGGAUCUCCCUCCUCUC
This is a messenger RNA of Neolamprologus brichardi, 3542 nucleotides long. NCBI's taxonomy places the organism in Eukaryota, Metazoa, Chordata, Actinopteri, Cichliformes, Cichlidae. The record is from RefSeq and is a predicted model, not a curated record.